Molecule: messenger RNA, 1411 nt
Organism: Gilbertella persicaria
Lineage: Eukaryota; Fungi; Mucoromycota; Mucoromycetes; Mucorales; Choanephoraceae
Product: V-type ATPase 116kDa subunit family-domain-containing protein
Exons: 8
Coding region: 224-1411 (395 amino acids)
Biological process (GO): vacuolar acidification; proton transmembrane transport
Cellular component (GO): vacuolar proton-transporting V-type ATPase complex; proton-transporting V-type ATPase, V0 domain
Molecular function (GO): ATPase binding; proton-transporting ATPase activity, rotational mechanism
Source: RefSeq, a predicted model, not a curated record
CUCCAUAUCAGAAUGUCUCUUUUUUGCUUUGAAGAAAUGGUGCCUGUUCAAUUGUUUAUUCCGGUUGAACUAGCUCAUGAUUGUGUGUCUGAGUUGGGACAAGAAGGGAAAGUCCAAUUUAUGGAUUUGAAUAAAGAUAAACCAACUUUUCAACGCACUUUUGUUUCUGAAAUACGAAUGCUCAAUGAGAUGAAAAGCAUCUGUGAUUUUCUCAAAAAACAAAAUGAAAGAAGCCAAUAUUGGCAUGGUUCAGCCCACAUCAGAAGAACAUCAUUCUUAUGCAAGACAAGCUAUCAUUGAUUUAUUAGAUACUCUUCGAGACCAAAAGCAACGUACAAGUGGGUUGAAGAACUUGUAUCAAUCACUGGAACACCAACUUUUAGAGUUGAUUGAGUUUCGUCAUGUAUUAAUACAAACUGCUAUGUUUUUUGAACAGGCAGAAGAUAAAUACAAACUAUUUCGAAUACAGUCCAUGCAAGAUAUGGGUCCAUUGUUUGUAGACUAUGAAGCAAACCGUGAUAUUGAAUCAUCGUCAACAGAUAGACUCACUCGUCUUCAUUACUUGAUGGGUGUUAUUUCUAAAGAUUUAGCUAUGACCUUUGAGCGUAUUCUUUGGCGAGUCUCGCGUGGCAAUCUGUUGAUUCAGUUUGCUACUAUACCUGAGCCUGUAGCCACGGAUCCAUCUAAUCCAAGCCAAACCGAGUAUAAAGUUACAUUCACGGUCUUUACUCAUAGUCAGCAACUUCUCAAGAAAUGCGAGCGCAUCUUGAAUGGUUUGAACGGGAGAGCCUACGCUGCUGAAGUCAGUGCAUCAAAACGUUCAAAGAAACUGACGGCGAUUGCAGAAAACAUUGACAAUCUGAAUACUGCCUUGGAUCAAGCAAGACAUAUUUCUCAAGAAGAAUUAAAAGAUAUAAAAAACAUCGUUCAUAGAGAGAAAGCAAUUUACUGCGCCAUGAACAUGUUUAAUUUUGAUCCGAAUCGACAAUGCAUGAUUGCAGAAGCCUGGUGUGCUAAAAACCAAGUCGACAUGGUCCAAGCAGCCAUUACAAGAGUAACUCUUGAAAAUACCAUGUCGCCUAUUCUUACCAUGGUGCCAUCCACACAUCGCACUCCUCCUACUUGCCACCCAACGAACAAGUUUACUCGUCCAUUUCAAGAGCUGGUGGACACUUAUGAACAGUUGUGUCAAAUCAAAGAUGAGAUUUUCAAGAUAUUUUAUCAUGGAAAAUACAUGUUGUUAAUGAUGGGCAUCUUCUCUAUGUAUACUGGAUGGGUAUACAAUGACUUUUUUUCAUUGUCUUUGUUUAUGGCUUCAAGCGAAUUUGAUUUACCUGCAAACUAUUCAACAAAUGAAACAACUCUUUUGCAGAGUGGAUAUGCUUAUCCUUCUGGUAUUGAUCCUAGAUGA